AUAUAUAAAGUUGAUUACGGCCCCUGCGGUGCAGUAAUUUUGCUUCAAACUAAAGACUUACUAAACAUGAAUUAGCCCAAGUCAAAGAUAUAAUCAUACAACAGACCAAAGAUUCCAGUUCUGCAAUUACAAAUCUUUGCCGUGUUUUCGCACUUCCAAAAAGAAAUAAUAAAAAUUAACUAGUCCUGCCGCCCAUAUUCUUCUUGCUCACUGUUAAGACCCCUUUUUAACAAUGUCAUAUCUUCGAUACAUACAAACACACCCACAGUUUCAAAAUCCCCUAAAAAAUGAAUCAAAACCUCUUCUUCUUCUUCUUCUUAUUCUCCCCAUGGAUAUUGAACCUCUCCAUGUUCACUUUUUUCCUCUUAUUUUCAGACAUUAAUGGAGCUGUAAAUCCAUCUUACCAAGCAUGCAGCAGCAUUCCCAGAACUUGUGGUGACAACCAAACCAUAAGCUUCCCUUUUUAUAUUCAAUCCCAGCAAGAAAGCUUCUGUGGGUACCCUGGUUUCGAGCUCUCUUGCAAUGGAAAUGGCCACCCAAUUCUCAACCUCUCCAAUGACAAUUACAUCAUUCACCAGUUCUCAUACCAAAACCAGUUCCUUCUCGUCUCAAACGCCGCGUUUUCAAACCCACCAGAAUCAUGUAUUCCUCCUCUCCAAAACUUAACGCUUGCCAGUGAAAUGCUCGAGCUUCCAAAACAAAACCAAGUCUUUUUGCUCUACAAUUGCCGCCCACCUAGAGUUCCAAAGUACGAAGUCGGUUGCUCUUCUAAAAACCAAAGCAAUUGGGUUCUCGGUUUGUCUGGGAAUGACAGUGAGCGAGUGGGAAACUUGUCUAGAAGCUGUGGAGAUGGGAUGAAGUUGGUGGUGGCGCCAGUGAAGGAGGAAUAUGUUAAUGGAAAUGAGAGCGGUACUGGCAUAAGAGAAGGAGUGAGCAGAGGGUUGGAGCUGAAAUGGAAAGUGAAUUACGAUUGUAAACGUUGCGAGAAAAGUGGGGGAAUAUGUGGAUUCAAUUCCUCCAUUUCCCUUUACCAAUGCUACUGCAAAGAUAGGCCUCACCGUGUGCGUUGUCAUUAUGACAAUGGGAAAGGAAAGUCAGCUGUGACAGCAAUAGUAGCCUCAACAGUCGCAGGAAUAGCGGCUCUAGUUGUAAUUGUAAUUUGCUGCAUAAGGAAAAUCAAAUUUUAUAAUAAACCCAUAUUCUUUUGGAAGAAACAGAACCAAACGGAUCGAAAUGUUGAGGCUUUUCUAAGGACUUAUGGACCUGUUCAAGUAAGAAGAUACAGUUAUUUGGAUGUGAAGAAAAUGACCAACUCCUUCAAAGAAACAUUAGGCCAUGGUGGCUAUGGUGGCGUAUACAAAGGAUACUUAAAAGAUGGCAGUCCUGUUGCAGUGAAGCUAUUGAUGGAAUCAAAAGGAAAUGGAGAAGAAUUUGUCAACGAGGUGUCAAGCAUUAGCAGAACUUCUCAUGUUAACAUUGUCAGUUUGUUAGGUUACUGUUACGAAAGUCGAAAGAGGGCUCUCAUCUAUGAGUUUAUGCCUAAUGGAUCUCUUGAAAAAUAUAUAUUCAACAAUAAUCAUCCGUUGGAAUGGGAAACACUCUUUCGAAUUUCACUUGGCAUUGCUCGAGGACUAGAAUACUUACAUCGUGGUUGUAACACACCAAUUCUGCAUUUUGACAUAAAGCCGCAUAAUAUUCUUCUUGAUGAAGACUUCUCACCAAAAAUUGCUGAUUUUGGUCUUGCUAGAGUAUGUACAAGAAAAGAGAGUAUGAUAUCAAUUUCGAAUGCAAGAGGGACUGCUGGAUAUAUUGCUCCUGAAGUAUUUUGUAAAAAUUUUGGAGGGGUCUCACACAAAUCCGAUGUGUAUAGUUAUGGAAUGAUGGUUUUGGAUAUGGUUGGCGGAAGAGAGAAUGUUAAUGUUGGAGUUGAACAUCAAACUAGUGAACUAUACUUUCCACGCUGGAUUUACAAGCGGCUUGAGUUAGAAGAAGAACUUGGAUUACAGAGAAUUAUGAAUGAAGUGGAAAGAAUUCAAGUCAAGAAGAUGAUAAUAGUGAGUUUAUGGUGUAUACAGACUGACCCUUCACAUCGACCAGCAAUGAGAGAAGUCAUAGAAAUGUUGGAAGGGAGUCUUGAUUCCUUGCAAAUGCCACCCAAGCCAUUCUCGUCUUCUUCUUCAGCAUCACCAUCUAACUCUUCUACUUUCUUUGCAUAAAUGAAAAUUUUAUAUACAGGUUAAGGUGAUGAACUGACUCUGAUUGGCAGAUGGUUUAUUUUUUUAUUUCAAUCAUAUUUAAAGAAUUUUGAUACGAAAAUACAGAAUUGUAAUACAAAAUAUAGAAUUGUAAUACAAAUACAGAACUGUAACAUGAAAAGCAAUCAGAUGGAA
This is a messenger RNA of Ziziphus jujuba (common jujube), 2390 nucleotides long. Its product is annotated as LEAF RUST 10 DISEASE-RESISTANCE LOCUS RECEPTOR-LIKE PROTEIN KINASE-like 2.1. The transcript has 3 exons. Gene Ontology annotation, molecular function: protein kinase activity; polysaccharide binding; ATP binding. Gene Ontology annotation, biological process: protein phosphorylation. The coding region runs from base 288 to 2216 and encodes 642 amino acids. The record is from RefSeq and is a predicted model, not a curated record. Lineage: Eukaryota; Viridiplantae; Streptophyta; Magnoliopsida; Rosales; Rhamnaceae.